Molecule: messenger RNA, 1274 nt
Organism: Physella acuta
Lineage: Eukaryota; Metazoa; Mollusca; Gastropoda; Physidae
Product: adipose-secreted signaling protein
Source: RefSeq, a predicted model, not a curated record
CUUCCCUUGUUAGGUAUUUUUAAAAUAACAACAACAGUGUCCACGGCUUAGUAGAAUACGAACUGGUUGUUGGAAGAAGCUCAACGGAUGGGCACGAGAUAAUUAAGUGCAAACCUGAAAGAGACACAAUGGCAGACCCCUCCAAUAGCAGUGUUGAUCAUGACGGCCAUUCACAUCAUUCACACCACCAUGCCCAUUUUGUAGUGCCUAAAGAAGAUGACCUUAGUGCCCAUGACUCCCAGAUUCUGUUGGAACAUGUGGAUGAAAACAAAAUCAAUGUCCGGCUAGGCUUCUUGCAAAUCAAACACAUUUACGAGGUCAGAUUUUCUGUGAACGAUAACUUGGGGAAAGACACAACAUUUCAACCUCUAGAAAACCUCAAUGCCAAAAUUGAAUCAGUAACCCCUACGGCACAGGGCACAGGGCAUGACGUAGUGAUUAUAUUUAGCGCAAUGAAGGAAAAGAUAAUGCAGGAGACAGUUACAUAUUCAUGCUCCAAAGAUCCUAAAAAGAAAAUUACUCUUGUUUUACAUGCUCGAGUUUUAGGUAAAGGUAAAGGUACUCCAUCUUUGAAGAAAGGUAUACACUGUAUUAAGGUAGAGUUGGAUGAGGAAUCUGAUGCCAGUGAUUGGCAGGGGUUCUGAGCCGGUCGUCUGUGUUGCCUUCACUGAAUAUUUGAAACUCGGCGGUUUGAAUGUCAUGCUGACCCAGUAUAGGUCAAGGUCUAGGUGUAUCACUGGUGUGUGGAUGUGUGUUUGGUGUGCUCAAUUGGACGAUUUGUUGAUUCAUUCUUUUGUCAUUGGAGAAAUAGUGUCAAUAAUUUUUUGGAUUUUUUUUUUUUUUUUUUUUUGAAAAAUUAAAUAAGUCUGUGACUAACUUUUUGUUUUUAGAUUAUUAAUUAAUUUUUUAGGAAUCUCUGAUGAAUCUUUUUAGUUCCAGAACUUUAAAAAAAAUUAUUUGUGAAUUCUGUUGCAUGGUUUAAAUGUUAAAGUUUUUAAAAAAAAAUUGAUUAUAUAUUAAAUGUUUGAAGUAUUUUUUCAUUGAUUCAUUGUAUCCACCAUCCGUUAUCCCACUGUAAAUUUUCAUUUGUUUACCUUAUGAUGAAUCAAAUGUCCAAGUUGUUUUUACAUAAUAAUUUUUAUCUGAUCAUUUUAACUACAAUUUUAUUUUAAAAAAAAAAGCAUUCUGAAAUUGCUGAGAAUUUUACCUUGUUUUUAUGUAUCGAGAAUAGCUGAGUUAUAUAUAGCUAUUACUGCCGUAAUGAAAUUUAAAAA